Laccaria bicolor S238N-H82 is the source of this 1590-nucleotide messenger RNA. RefSeq lists its product as uncharacterized. Gene Ontology annotation, cellular component: eukaryotic translation initiation factor 3 complex; nucleus; cytoplasm. The transcript is spliced from 5 exons. The record is from RefSeq and is a predicted model, not a curated record. Bases 1 to 1416 code for a protein of 471 amino acids. Gene Ontology annotation, biological process: translational initiation. Gene Ontology annotation, molecular function: translation initiation factor activity. NCBI's taxonomy places the organism in Eukaryota, Fungi, Basidiomycota, Agaricomycetes, Agaricales, Hydnangiaceae.
AUGGCCGACUACGAUCUUUCAAAGACCGUAAUCCCAUAUCUCGACCGCCAUCUUUCUUUUCCUCUUCUCGCACAUCUCUUGGAGAUCUCCAUUUUUUCAGAUCAGGAUGUCCAGACUGCGCAGUAUGAGCUCGCAAAGGGCACAAACAUGUUCGACUAUGCAGUCCAACUCUUCACCCAAAUUUACGCAGAUCAACCUGUACCUCCUGAGUUUGACGUGAAACGCAAAAACGCUGUAUCAACACACGAGCGUUUGCAGCAAGAGGCCCAAGCCGUGUUGGAUGUAAUUGAAAACCCGGAUGUUGCACAAGCUCUUCGUCAGGAUAAAAACCAGAACCUCCAGUAUCUAAAGGAUAAUUACAACCUCACCCUCGAGCAAAUCACUGCACUCUACAACUUUGGUCAAUUCCAAUAUUCAUACGGAAACUACAGCGGAGCUGCAGAUUAUCUAUACCAUUUCCGCGUCCUCUCCACCGACAACGAUCUCAACACCUCUGCUCACUGGGGCAAACUCGCUUCUGACAUACUCACAGGAAAAUGGGAUAUUGCUCUCGAAGAACUCAACACUCUUCGAGACGUCAUCGACUCCCGUGCCCCCGCCCCCCUCCUUGCACCCUCAUCCGCCGCCGCCACCCCUGAACCUGCUCUUGCUCAGCUCCACUCCCGAACAUGGCUAGUCCACUGGUCUCUCUUUGUUUACUUCAACCAUCCACAAGGGCGCACGCUCCUGCUUGAGACAUUCCUUGCACCCACGUACCUUAAUACCAUUCAGACAUCAUCUCCGUGGAUUCUACGAUACCUUGCUGCAGCUGCGAUCUUAUCACGCAAAACUACCGCGACAUCUUCCUCGUCAUCAGCGCCUUUGUCCUCCCGUGUGCGGAAUGCUAUCCGAGAGGUCGUCAAGGUUAUUCAGACGGAGGAAUACCAGUACCAGGACCCAGUGACGUCGUUCUUGAAGGAGCUGUACAUCGAGUUUGAUUUUGAGGCGGCACAGAGGGAGCUGGCGCUCGCUGAAGAGGUCGUGGCGAAUGAUUUCUUCCUGAAUGAAUUUAGGGAAGAGUUUUUGGAUAAUGCGCGGUAUUUGAUUAGCGAAGCGUAUUGCAGGAUCCAUCAAAAGAUCGACAUUGCAGAUCUGUCAGAGCGACUUAACCUCUCACGCGACGAGGGCGAAAAAUGGAUAGUCAACCUCAUCCGGGAGACACGAAUGGGAGCCGACGCUAAAAUUGAUUUGGAAAAGAACGUCAUUGAAAUCAACCGACCCGCGUUGCCCAUCUAUCAAACGGUCAUUGAAAAGACACGCGGUCUGGCACUACGGACACAGGCACUCGGCGCCGCCGUAGGACGCACUGGACAGCAGGGGCAGGGCCAAACACCGAAAGUCGCCGAGAUCCAGGCGCCCGCGGUGAUGGUGAAUUAAAUGGACCUUGACGAUGAACUCGACGCUGUACAGUAUGUGUGCUCCCAGCGUGUGUAGAGUUGUAUCUGGAGUUGAGGCGCACAAUUUGGUAGUGCAUUGAAUAUUUCUUUACUGCUGUAUCAUCUCAGGUCCACGUGGCGUUGUCCGGAAACACAGCUUUCUCAUCAAUUGUAA